Molecule: messenger RNA, 536 nt
Organism: Fusarium verticillioides 7600
Lineage: Eukaryota; Fungi; Ascomycota; Sordariomycetes; Hypocreales; Nectriaceae
Exons: 2
Coding region: 64-336 (90 amino acids)
Source: RefSeq, a predicted model, not a curated record
CAGAACACUAUCUUCCAGUCUAUCUUCAAGUCAACAUUUUUUUUUUCAUAUACCCUCCACAUCAUGCACGUCUCAAAGCUCUUUAUCGUCGGCGCCAUUGUGACGGCCGCCGAAGCCUUUACAUGUGCCAGAGAGCUAUUCGGACAAUGCUACUUCGUCGAUGGCAACCCAGUUGGCCAGCAACAGCGUUGUGCUAUUAAGUGCGAAGACAAAUUUGGCCAUGUCAACUGUGUCUGCCCGGACUACUACCCCAAGAACGACAAAGGAUGGCCUUAUUCUGGAAAGCAUGAGUGCAUUCCUGUCGGUGCAUACAAUGGCCGACACAAGUGCUAUUAAGUAGCUCUCUAUACAUCCCCCCAUUGGAAGCAAACCCUUGUAUUGCUAUAGUUAGACUAUGGGAAGAGUUGGGUCGGGUUGCGAUAGGGAAAUUGAAGAGCCAGUAGCUAGGAUGCUACUGGUAUAGUGGGGAUAGUUAAGCUUAUUAGUACACCUAGGGCCUUCAACAGUAUGAGGCUUAGAAUUUCAGACUUUCCUAC